Molecule: messenger RNA, 315 nt
Organism: Cylicocyclus nassatus
Lineage: Eukaryota; Metazoa; Nematoda; Chromadorea; Rhabditida; Strongylidae
Source: the annotation of a GenBank genome assembly
AUGGCGGUUUCCCCGGCCGGUUUCGGCGGCUUCCGUGGUGGAGGCUAUGGCGGCUUCGGUGGCUAUCCCGGCGGUGGCUUCGGCUUUCCCAGAGGCGGAUAUGGUGGCUUCGGUGGUUUCCCCGGAGGUGGCUAUCGCGGGUUCGGCGGCUAUCCUGCAGGUGGCUUUGGCUAUCCCAGAGGCUUUGGAGGCUAUGGAGGCUAUCCCUUCGGCGGAUUUGGUUAUCCCAGAGGUGGCUUUCGAGGCUACGGUGGCUAUCCCGGUAUUGGAUUUCCCGGUGGCGGAUUCAAUGGAUUUUAUCUUGGAAUCGGAUAA